Messenger RNA from Danaus chrysippus (African queen), 957 nucleotides. The record is from the annotation of a GenBank genome assembly. Lineage: Eukaryota; Metazoa; Arthropoda; Insecta; Lepidoptera; Nymphalidae.
AUGAAUAUUAUAGAAAUGGUAUUUUUUCAUCUGUAUUCAGUGUUACAGUGGUAUUUUCGACCCUUUAUUAAAUGGUUCCUUCGUAAAACUACAAAAUUAUGUGAACUUCAAAGAAUUUGUUAUGGUGAUAGAGUAGGAACUCAAAGGACAUGUAACAUUGAAAAUUCUCUUAUGUUAUCACGGACGAAAGAUGUUAAAGAAGUAGUAACAUUUUUGGAUGCAGUGGUGAAAGAACGAAGAUUUAUUCCAUCCAACUUUCACCAAUUCUUAGAGCCCUCUAUCAAUAUUAUAAUUAGAGUGAAAAAAAUUAAUCGUAAAAUUCAUGAUGCUUUUAUACCAUCAUUUCGUUUAUGCUUACAACAAAUAUGGUGUUAUCGGCAAUUGAUUGAGGAAGUUGAAGAUUUACGUUGUACACAAUUUGAUAGUAAUAACACAAGUCAUGAGGAGAAGCUGCUAAAUUUAUGGGACCUCAUGGUGCCUGAUAAACCAUUGGAGGCAAGGGUAUCAAAAGACUGGCAAUAUAUUGGAUUUCAGGGAGAUGAUCCAAAAACUGACUUCAGAGGAAUGGGACUCUUAGGACUAGAAAAUUUAUUAUAUUUUGCGACUGAAUAUCCUCAAGUAGCGACUCAUGUUUUGAGUCAUUCAAGACAUCCGAAGUAUGGUUACACAUAUGCUAUCGUCGGUAUAAAUUUGACUUCUAUGGCAUAUUAUCUUUUGAAGGACGGAUCGGCUAAGACAUAUAUGUUUAACUCUAAACCGCAUCUACCUGACAUCAGUUUGUUCCACAAAUUUUAUUGCUAUCUCUUUUAUGAAUUUGAUAAACUCUGGAUUGCGUCAAAACCAGAGAAUAUUAUGGAGUUUUCUAUGAUUUUCAAGAAGUUUGAGAAUGCUAUUCGGACAGAACUGGCUGAUCCUGCUUCAGUGUUCAGAAUAAAUGUCGAAGUUGACACUAUAUGA